Molecule: messenger RNA, 3462 nt
Organism: Aspergillus ibericus CBS 121593
Lineage: Eukaryota; Fungi; Ascomycota; Eurotiomycetes; Eurotiales; Aspergillaceae
Product: GPI inositol-deacylase
Exons: 5
Coding region: 1-3462 (1153 amino acids)
Biological process (GO): GPI anchor metabolic process; endoplasmic reticulum to Golgi vesicle-mediated transport
Cellular component (GO): endoplasmic reticulum
Molecular function (GO): phosphatidylinositol deacylase activity
Source: RefSeq, a predicted model, not a curated record
AUGCACAGACGCUCGUCUGGCUCGCCGGCCGAGGACGACGCUGAAGAAUCCGUACUCACCGUCUCUCGUACUCCGACCGACCCGAGUUCUGGUCCCAACGUUCUCGACCCGCCGGAAAAAUCGCGUCCGCAGGCUGCCAGAACCGGCACCAGCUUCGAUCUCCGGCGCGAUGCCUCGUCCACCCCUCGGUCUCGCAACUCCAGUCUUUGGCGCACCGCCUCCGCCAAUGACUCCCGUUCUUCCUCCGUCAUGAUGCCGUUGGCCUCGCAGCGAUUGCCCAUGGAGGCCUCCCCCGAUGGUCAGCACCGCUUUCGACCCUCGCGCCUCCGCAGUCCGUGGCCGGUCUCGAUUCUCACAGCCCUCACCACGCUCAUCGCCUCCAUCUUCAUCUUCUUCAUCCUCCGAUCCUUCUCCGAGCGACAAAUGGGUGGCGAUGGCUGUGGGAUUCCCGUCAUGAGUCCCACAUUCAUUCGCAUGGUGGGAUUUGAUACGGAACAUACCCGCUUUGCGAGCAAAUACAAUCUCUUUCUCUAUCGAGAAGAAGGAGUGGAUUGGUAUCAUCAGGAUAAUUUGGGCUUAAACGGCGUCCCCGUCCUCUUCCUCCCCGGAAACGCCGGCAGCUAUCGUCAAGUCCGCUCCCUGGCCGCGGAAGCCUCGAGACACUAUGCCGAUGUGGUCCGACAUGAUGAGGAGCGUCUAAAGACCGGUACCCGGAGCCUGGACUUUUUCAUGAUCGACUUUAAUGAAGACCUGGCGGCGUUUCAUGGGCAGACCCUGCUCGACCAAGCUGAAUACGUGAACGAAGCCGUGGCAUACAUCCUGUCGCUAUACCAUGAUCCGCGACGGUCGCGGAGGGACCCUGAGUUGCCCGACCCCAGCUCCGUGAUUUUGGUGGGCCAUUCGAUGGGAGGCAUUGUCGCCCGGACGGCCUUGACCAUGACCAACUACCAGGCGAAUUCGGUCAAUACCAUUGUCACCAUGUCGGCGCCUCACGCGAAGCCCCCGGUCUCGUUCGAAUCGGAUAUCGUCCAUACCUACAAGCAGAUCAACGAUUACUGGCGCGAGGCUUACUCCCAGACGUGGGCCAACAACAAUCCUUUGUGGCAUUUGACGUUGAUAUCGAUUGCGGGUGGGUCGCGUGAUACCGUGGUGCCAUCCGACUACGCCAGUAUCUCGUCGCUGGUCCCGGAGACGCACGGCUUUACGGUGUUUACCUCUACGAUUCCGGAUGUCUGGAUCGGCAUGGACCAUCUGUCGAUUACAUGGUGUGAUCAAUUCCGCAAAGCCAUCAUCAAGUCUUUGUUUGAUGUCGUGGAUGCCCGCCGAGCCAGCCAAACCAAGCCACGGGCGGAGCGCAUGCGAAUUUUCAAAAAGUGGUAUCUCACCGGACUGGAGCCAGUGGCCGAGCGAACUCUUCCCCAGAAAGGUAUUUGGCCCGGAGUGCUUGCCAUAUCGUUGCUGACUCUUGCAGAACCGACCACCCUAUUGACGCUGGAAGACAGUACCAACACCAUUCUGCCGCAGGGCCAGCGACUGAUCCUUCGCGACCUCGGCCACAAUCCGAAUACCAACGUGCACCUGCUGCCGGUCCCGCCGCAGGGGGUGUCGGGGAAGAAGUUUACUCUUCUGACGGACCAGAAAUUCGACGAAACCGGCGAGCAGGGUACACUGGAGGUUCUUUUUUGCAGCGUCUUUCCUCUUCACAAUGGCAAGUUUGCCAGCGUCUUUUCGAUGAACAUGGAUUUCUCCGGGGGCAGCGCGGGUUCCACGCGGCUUGCGUGUAAGAACGCUGCAGAAGAUGGCAUCCAUCUUCCCGCGUCGACGCGGACCUCCAAGCAGGCGUACGAUCGGACGACGCCGUUUUCAUAUCUCCAGUAUGACUUGGAGGAUCUGGCGGAGCAUCAGUUUGUGGCCGUUGUCGACAAGGCGCGAACACCCACCCGGGGAUGGGUGGUGGCGGAAUUCUCCGACAGCUCCGACUCGGUCAUCCGGGCUCGCGUGGGCUUGGGUGGCUUGCUCAGUGCUGGGCUGAAGAUGCGGCUGCCGGCCAAUCGUCCCAUGCUCACCGAGGUGAAGAUUCCGGCGCUGCAUUCGAGUCUGCUCAACUACAAGCUCAAGAUCGUGCGUCGGGGCUACGGAGAACAGCCCGAGCUGUUUGCACCGCUGCUGCGCCAGUCGAUGCCUGAUCCCCAUGAGUCCAAGUUUUUUGUCAACGCGAGACAGGUCAAUGUGAAUCUGCACGGUAUCGCUCCGUUCAUGCCUCCCCCGCUUCGCGAACAAGCGGCCCAUGGGGGCGUGUCUUUUCAGCUGUGGACGGACCCGAGCAGCGAGUCGACGCUGGAUAUCUCCUUGUCGGUGGACAUCUUGGGUAGUUUGGGGGAGCUCGUGAUGCGGUAUCGCACUGUGUUUGCUGCAUUCCCGGUCCUGGUGAUUGCACUGGUUCUUCGGAAGCAAUUCCAAGUCUAUGACGAGACGGGCUACUUUAUCACCUUUGCGGAGGGGCUGGACAGCACGUUGCGGUCGUCUUUGCCUCUGCUGCUGCUGGCCAUGUCGUUGUUGGCUUCGUCUCUGGCGACGACGAGCACACUGCCCCCGAGUGACGAUCCGUUCCAUUGGCGCACCAACUCUACCGAGUCGCCGGUUGAUUUUACAAAGAAUGAUCUCCUGCUGGGCUCGCAGGAUGCAUUCUUCUGGUUCCUGGUGCCUGUGUUCGGUCUGAUCAGUGUGGGAGUGUGCGUGAUGAUGAACUAUGUCGCGCUGUCUCUGCUCUCAGUUCUGUCUUUCUUCUAUGGCUUGUUGAACACCAAAUCGGGGUACAUCAAGCGGGACGACAAAGGGAAUCUGUCUAUUUUUUCUGCCCCAACGCCCCGUCGGCGGUUGAUCAACACGGCGAUCCUGUUGAUUCUCGUCGCGACCGCCAUUCCGUACCAAUUUGCCUAUAUGGUGGCAUGCAUUGUGCAGCUGGCGACGUGUGUGCGGGCCCAAUGGCAUGCCAGAGAGACGAAAUCCACGACCCAUUAUAACUUCGCCAAUUACACGUAUUCGAUUUUCCUUUUGAUGUUGUGGAUCCUCCCGAUCAACAUCUUGGUUUUGCUUGUGUGGGCCCACAACCUGGUUGUGCACUGGUUCAUGCCGUUUUCGUCGCAUCACAACGUGCUGUCGAUUAUGCCGUUUAUUCUUCUUGUCGAGGCCAUGACCACCGGGACGAUGAUCCCUCGCGUUAGCACACGGUUUAAAACGGUCACGUCGCUUCUUCUCUUCGCCCUUGCCAUCUACUCAGCCGUGUACGGCGUGUCCUACGGCUAUCUGCUUCACCACCUCACUAAUAUUUUUGCCGCGUGGCUGGUCGGCAUCUACCUGUUCAGCAGUGGCUUCUCGCUUCGUCGACUGUGGCGCGUCCUGGAGGGCGACGAGACGACCUCCACGCAGGAACCCGGCCGUCACGUGAAGAAAAAGCCAUAA